Macrosiphum euphorbiae (potato aphid) is the source of this 1821-nucleotide messenger RNA. Lineage: Eukaryota; Metazoa; Arthropoda; Insecta; Hemiptera; Aphididae. The record is from the annotation of a GenBank genome assembly.
AUGAUGUAUGAUACUGACUCGGAGUGCGGCAACGCCGCACCGCUGACGCUGCAUUAUGGUAACCACCAUGUGUACCUGAUGGCGGAAAUCCAGCAGGCCGGAGAAGAGCACUCGGACAUGGAGCUGAUGUGUGAGCAGGGCGCCACCAUCCGUGCCCACUCGCUGGUGCUGGCUUCCGUCAGCCCACUUGUCCGGCGGCUGCUCAAGGAGGACAACGUGUGCAUGUACCACAACCUGGUGCUCCAGUUCCCGGAGAUCAAGGAGUCGCACAUGAAGACGGUGCUGGACUUUAUUUACACCGGACAGGCCAGCGUGUUGGAAAACGAAUUCGACGAGGUGGUCAGCCUGUUGAACUUGUUGGAGAUUCGGUCGGACACUUGGCAACGGGCCAUGUACGAAUCGACGUCGCCUUCGUCGCCUCCACCACCUGGACAACCGCCGUCAGCUGCGUCAUCGGACGUAUCUGUAAGGACGGAUCCGGAGAACCUAUCGCCAGCGUCCCGUUGUGAUGUGCACCCCAAAAAGCGGCGGAGACGGUCGUCCGUGCCCGUAAACCUGUCCAUCGACACGAAAAACGAAGAGGACACGUCUAUCUCCCAAUCCAACUGGCGGGUAUCCAAGUUCGAGGAGAGCCAUCGGAAAUUGAGGCGGCGAAGCAGUUCACCGUUCGACGACUACGCCCACCACCAUGAACGUGACUACCACCACAACGGUUUCCAACCGUUCCCGAAACGUGAACCGCACUGGGUCGAAACCGAAUACCGAAGUUCACAGCUUCAAUACAGCUGCGAGGUGAACUUACCGUACAUGGACCCUGCGGAACCAAACUUAGAUCCCGAGAUCGAAGAGACGAACGACUCGGACAGUAAGGACGCGAGGCUGAACCCAGCCGACUACGUGGUGACUCCGAGGAAACGAAAGAAACAGCCCGGGUUUCAGAACUCUCCAGCCCAGAAUCCACCGUUCGUGCCCAUGUACUUCCACGAGAUGGCGUUCAGGCACCAGAAGAUCACGCAGUCGCUCAGCUCGUUCGUGCACCACCCAUUCGGGUCCACGGCCCAACAACCGCUGACCCAGCCAAGGACCACUGACGAUGGAGGCCGGGACACGCCACCGCCCAGGACACCCAUCUACAUGGGUCGGUCCAGAUCUCAGGACUCCGGCGUGUACAGACCACCACCGCCACCGCCCCCACUGCACCCACCACCUCCACCACCGCCGGAUAACGACUGCAGUCCGCCGCCUCCGUCAGGACAACCAACGCAGUCUUCAUCUUUCGGUGGUUUCCCUGAGAACGGGUCACCCUGGAAACCAUCGUCCGACGUGAAACCGAUAACGCUGCAGUCGUGCACCGCGUCGUCCGAAUCGGCGGCGGAAGUGCAGCACCACCACCAGCCACACCAGCACAGCUCGCCGGCAUCUGCGGCCGGACCGGCGUCCGCGGCGUCGUCGUCCGACACGGAAGACAAGUCGUCGGGCUGUGUGGGCGGCGCGGGCCGCGAGUACAAGUGCACGUACUGUGGCAAGCAGUUCGGCAUGAGCUGGAACCUGAAAACGCACCUUCGCGUGCACACGGGCGAGAAGCCGUUCGCGUGCCGCCUGUGCGUGGCCAUGUUCAAGCAGAAGGCUCACCUGCUCAAGCAUCUGUGCUCGGUGCACAGGAACGUAAUAUCGCCCGGCACCAGCGCCGCCGACCAGGAGACGGCGGCCGCGUUCAACUGCUGCUUCUGUCAGAUGACGUUCGACACGCUCCAGCAGCUGGUCCGCCACUUUUCCGGGCCGCACAACAACCUGCUGCUCACCAAGAACCUGAAUGCCUGA